GCACCGACAAUGAUGAACCUUGCAUGCGUCUUACAUUCACUUUCAUUAUGGUUAUGAUGAUUUGAUCGUACGAGACUGUGCAUGCUUCUACAUGAUAUUGGAAUUGCUGCCCGCUCGAAGAAUUCGCAUCCUUCCAGUCAAUGAUAAGAAACUGGUCCCACCAUGUUUUCUGCAUUUGUGCGAUUGUGACGUCUUUCCCAUGUGAUUUUGUGGGCUAGAGAUAUCAUUAACGUGAUUGCACCACCAGCUUUGUUCACUUCCUCAUCCCUCGCCUUAGAAUUCUCACACACUCGCACCCCGAUAAGAGCGCGAACUAUCAACGGCAACCUGCCGUGCCUGUUAGGAGCAUGUCGACUAACGUCCGCCGACGUCCGGCACAUCGGACCACCACCCAAGACGACAACAAUUCUACCCACUACAAAGAUGCCGCGACCCUGCCACCGCCAGAUAUCAGCGACAAUGCAGAUGAGAAACCGACAUUGAGCCUGUUCGUUCGGUUAAAGAGGUACCUCAAAAGGCCGCGCGGAAAGCGCCGGCACAGCUUAGUGUUCCUGCUGGGUGGACUGUUUGGGAUAUUCGUUGCGCUGCUCUUUGCGAAUCACAAUGAGGUUAUCAGUUUGGAUGCAUUGAUGGAUCUGAAUCUGGACGCGUUGAUUGAUGUUAUGCCGGCAGGGAUUCUACGGGACGCCAAAGAAUUCACGCAACAUGAGCGCGAUACGGUCAGCUACGACUCGUUCUCUGUCGGGUUAUACUUGCAAUCAGAGGGCAUUAAAGCCAAACACCCCGUCGUGAUGAUCCCCGGCGUUAUUUCAACAGGGCUAGAAAGCUGGGGAACAGACAUAGAAUCGCGGCAAUAUUUCCGCAAGAGACUCUGGGGCAGUUGGAGCAUGAUGCGCGCGCUGGUGAUGGAUAAGGCUGGAUGGAAGAGCCAUAUCAUGCUGGACAAAGAAACCGGUCUCGAUCCUCCUAAGAUCAAAUUGCGUGCCGCUCAGGGGUUCGACGCGACCGAUUUCUUCAUUACGGGGUACUGGAUAUGGAAUAAGAUAUUGGAAAACCUGGCCUCUAUCGGCUACGAUCCCACCAAUGCCUUCUCGGCGGCAUACGACUGGCGGCUUUCGUAUAUCAACCUAGAAAAACGCGACCAGUACUUCAGCCUUAUCAAAUCAUACAUUGAGAUGACGGUCAAAGUUGGCGAAGAGAAGAUCACCUUGGUUUCGCACAGUAUGGGCUCACAGGUCGUCAUGCACUUCUUCAAGUGGGUGGAGAGCGAAGAGCAUGGGAACGGCGGCAAGGACUGGGUCAACCGCCACAUAGACUCCUGGGUCAACAUCAGCGGCUGCAUGCUCGGCGCCGUGAAGGGGUUAACAGCAGUCCUAUCCGGCGAAAUGAGAGACACGGCACAACUCAACUCCUUUGCAGUCUACGGCCUAGAGAGAUUCCUCUCCAAGGAGGAACGCGCCGAUAUCUUCCGCGCCAUGCCGGGCAUCUCGAGCAUGCUCCCCAAGGGCGGCGAUGCGGUAUGGGGCAACGAAACGUGGGCUCCAGACGACCAGCCCGGCAAAUCCACCAGUUUCGGCAACUUUAUCAACUUCCGCGAGGUCAAUUCCUCCUGGACCAGCAAAAACCUGACCAUGGAAAACAGCCUCGCCUACCUCUUCAACCAGUCCGAAGAGUGGUACCGCAACCAAGUCUCCACCAGCUACUCGCAGGGCAUCGCACAUACCCGCGCCGAAGUCGAAGCCAACGAAAACGACCCACGCAAAUGGCUGAAUCCGCUCGAAUCACGACUCCCGCUCGCCCCGGAUAUGAAGAUAUACUGCUUCUACGGGGUCGGUAAACCGACCGAGCGUGCCUACUUUUACCAGGAAGAGCGUGACCCGCUCACCCGCCUCAACGUCUCUAUCGACACCACCGUCACCGAGCCCAACGGUGCCGACCACGGCGUCAUCAUGGGCGAGGGCGACGGCACCGUGAAUCUGCUAAGCAUGGGCUACAUGUGCUCGCACGGCUGGCGGCAUAUCAAGCGGUACAACCCGGCGGGAAUCAAUGUCACCGUGCACGAAAUGCGGCACGAGCCAGACAGUUUCUCGUCGCGCGGCGGACCGAAUACAGCAGACCAUGUGGAUAUUCUCGGAAGAGCAUCGCUGAAUGAUUUGUUACUGCGUGUUGCCGGUGGUAAGGGGGAGCUUAUUGAGGAGAAUUAUGUUUCGAAUAUUAGGGAAUAUGCGAGUCGGGUGAAGAUAUAUGAUGACGAGUAGAUUUUUUUUAAACUUUCUGUCGAUACCAGUUUAUACCAGUGGGCCGUGGUUUGUAUUCAACUGGAGGGCUACAUGUAUUUGGUUUUAUAUAAAUAUUUAAUUGUGAUGACCAAUAUCAGGUACUAGGUCUCCAUACUCUGAGCUUUAAAGAUGGUCUAUCUUCCGUCAAUACAAGGUACA
Molecule: messenger RNA, 2438 nt
Organism: Talaromyces proteolyticus
Lineage: Eukaryota; Fungi; Ascomycota; Eurotiomycetes; Eurotiales; Trichocomaceae
Product: putative Phospholipid:diacylglycerol acyltransferase
Exons: 2
Coding region: 348-2258 (636 amino acids)
Biological process (GO): triglyceride biosynthetic process; lipid storage
Cellular component (GO): perinuclear endoplasmic reticulum; cytoplasm
Molecular function (GO): phospholipid:diacylglycerol acyltransferase activity
Source: RefSeq, a predicted model, not a curated record